CGAAAAACCAUGCGUGUUAGCCGCGAAGGUCACAUUUCUCCUUAGCCAGACACUCACCGUAUAAUGAUGACAGAAAAAGUAGAAAAAGAUCCCAAUGUGUAUUUGUUUGUUCCCAAUUUGAUUGGAUUUUCUAGAGUUUUUUUGGUUCUGAUUUCAUUGUGUUUCAUGUCAUGGCAUCCAAAUUAUUGCACGAUUCUCUAUUUAUUUUCGAGUCUAUUAGAUGCAUUUGAUGGUUGGGCAGCUCGUAAGCUGAACCAAUCUACAAAUUUCGGAGCUAUUCUUGAUAUGGUCACUGAUAGAUGCGCAACUUCAUGUUUGCUCUGUUUCCUUUGUGCUGCGUAUCCCAAGUAUGCUAUAAUCUUCCAGUUGCUUGUAAGUCUGGACCUUGCCAGUCAUUACAUGCACAUGUAUAGCACAAUUCACCAAGGUGCCAAAUCUCAUAAAUCAAUGACAGACAAACAUUCUUGGUUGUUACGCUUGUAUUAUAGUAACAACAACGUUCUUUUUGUUUUUUGUGCUGCAAACGAAAUGUUCUUUAUUGCUCUUUACUUGCUUUCAUUUACUCCAGUUUCUCCUCCCCGUUUAGGUUACCUCAGUGUGCCUAUCUUUGUCUAUUCAACUGGCUACUUACCACUUUCAUAUCCUACCCUUUUGGUUGUGCUCUGUGGGCCCAUCUGUUUAGCAAAACAAAUUAUUAAUGUCGUCCAACUUGUUAACGCAGCUAACUCUCUUGUCGAUAUGGAUAUUGAACAAAGAAAAGUUGCCAAGAAGUUGAAAUAGACCGGUUAAUGGAAAUACAACUGUAAAUACUAUAAUCAGAUAUUUCUAAGCAACUAUUGUUUAGAAUAUGGCUUUCGUUUUACAAAUUUUUUCUUCAGUACGGUCUUUUCUGCUCUAUAAUUGAUCGAUGUCAAAAGUUCAUAAUCUUUCUUCCUGGUAACAGGUGAACUACAAGUUGUGUGCUUAUUUAAACCUUUAAUUAUCCAUCUAAGGAAUAUCAAGC
Schizosaccharomyces cryophilus OY26 is the source of this 1003-nucleotide messenger RNA. Its product is annotated as CDP-diacylglycerol-inositol 3- phosphatidyltransferase Pis1. The record is from RefSeq and is a predicted model, not a curated record. Gene Ontology annotation, biological process: phosphatidylinositol biosynthetic process. The transcript has 2 exons. The coding region runs from base 64 to 780 and encodes 238 amino acids. Gene Ontology annotation, molecular function: CDP-diacylglycerol-inositol 3-phosphatidyltransferase activity. Gene Ontology annotation, cellular component: Golgi apparatus; membrane. NCBI's taxonomy places the organism in Eukaryota, Fungi, Ascomycota, Schizosaccharomycetes, Schizosaccharomycetales, Schizosaccharomycetaceae.